Molecule: messenger RNA, 2559 nt
Organism: Suillus discolor
Lineage: Eukaryota; Fungi; Basidiomycota; Agaricomycetes; Boletales; Suillaceae
Product: armadillo-type protein
Exons: 15
Coding region: 1-2559 (852 amino acids)
Biological process (GO): cellular response to amino acid starvation; regulation of translation
Cellular component (GO): cytosol
Molecular function (GO): protein kinase regulator activity
Source: RefSeq, a predicted model, not a curated record
AUGACUUGUUACACCGGUGGCAAGACUGUUUUUAGCGAUCACCAAAUACCUCAGCCGCAACUUAGCAAGGAAGCAUCAUCUGUUCUCAUUGACCUUGGGGAGGCUGUGCAGUUGAAUGCGACCCGUGAUGAGGUCGGUGUGCUCAUUGAUGGUACACUAUUGCAAGAGGUCUACGUCAGGAACGCUUGUCUGCAAGCCAUCCAGCCAUUCGAUUUGACUGAUCUUGAUUGGUCUCCGCAACUUUGGAUAGCCUGCCAUGACGAUGACGAGCAGAAUGCCCGUCUCGCUAAUCACGUGUGGGAGGAUAAUGGCUUGGAUGUGCCAGAAGACUUCGUUGACAAGCUCAUGAGCUAUCUCGAGCACAUCAAUGCGUACGUUCGAACCAGCACGCCAUCAGCCAUCGCGGAGGCUGUAAUUUAUUGGCCUCGAAAGAGUGCACUGACCAUAGCUGCUCUACAAGACUUCUACCGGGAAAAGGCUAAAAUUCUUGCACCCGAGUUCGACCAAUAUGCUACCCGGGUGGCAGUGGCCCUUGCAUUUGAGCACUUGGCUCUGUCAUUCACAGAGGACCAGGUUAAACCGUUCUUCAUAUUCUUGAUUAAGGACGAAGCAUUGGGUGACAGGUCAUCGGACGUGCGCCGCAGAACGCUUCGGGCUGGAACUGCUGUGAUCGAUAUCCAUGGCUCAAAGCGGCUUGCGGGGCUACUCUCGACUUUUGAAGAACAUCUAGGUGGCCCGAGUGCUGCGAAUGAAACUGGGGAUCAAAUCAAGGAAGCCGUUGUCAUUCUGUUUGGACCCGUUGCCAGGCAUCUCGACGCUUCGGAUACACGCAUUCCCAGCAUUGUCGACCAACUGGUCGAAGCUCUCAAAACUCCGGCGGAACAAGUUCAAAUAGCUGUUUCCGACUGUCUUGUCCCCCUAGUCAAACUCAUGGGCCCGGGUGUUCGCACGCUCGUUGAUCACUUAUUUGAGGAACUUUUCGAUGGAUCGAAAUAUGCCAGUCGACGGGGAGCUGCCUAUGGUCUUGCAGGUACCAUCAAGGGUUUGGGAAUAGGCGCCAUGAAAGAAUAUGAUGCCACCAACUGCCUCCGGACAGCUCCUGAGCCAUACAUCACAAAUAUCCUCCCCGUUCUGUUGACCGUAUUCGGUGACACAACAGCAGACGUACGCGAGGCUGCUCAGGAUGCAGCAAGGGUAAUCAUGGGUAAUAUGUCCGGGUAUGGCGUUAAGCUCAUUCUCCCUUCAUUAUUGUCUGAUUUGGAUGAGAAACAGUGGAGAUCUAAAAAGGGUUCCAUCGAAUUGAUGGGCAUGAUGGCUUACUGCUUGCCCCGACAACUAUCACUAUCACUGCCCAUCAUCAUUCCGCGCCUUACUGGCGUUCUGAUGGAUACCCAUGCUCAGGUCAAAACUGCGGCCAACAAGAGUCUAAAACAGUUUGGAGAAGUGAUCAAUAACCCUGAGAUACAGGCUCUUGUUCCGACGCUACUGAAAGCACUUGUGGAUCCUGCGAAGAUGACAAACACUUUGUCAGCCCUCCUGAAGACAUCAUUUAUGCACUACAUUGAUCACUCUUCUCUGGCGCUGGUCAUUCCCAUUAUCGAGCGUGGAUUACGGGAACGAGGGACGGAGGGCAAGAAGAGAGCCACCCAGAUUGAUUUUGUGCCGUACUUGUCUUCGCUCUUACCGUUGGUGCAUGUCGUUCUGGUUGAUCCCGUGCCAGAAGCACGUGCGACUGCUGCAAAGGUGCUCGGGACGCUCGUUGAACGUCUCGGAGAAGCCCACUUCCCUGACAUUGUCCCUGGACUUUUGAGAACCCUCAAGACCGACACCUCUGGUGUUGAUCGACAAGGCCUUCUCCCUGACAUUAUUGCAAAUGCGCAGUCCCCUCGGAGUACCGUCAGGGAAGGUUUCAUGUCUCUCCUCGUAUAUCUACCAGCUACCUUCGGCGCUCAAUCCCAACCACAUUUACCGAAAAUCAUAUCCCCCAUAUUGAGCGGACUGUCUGACACAGAAGAGUACAUUCGGGAAGCUGCUAUGCGAUUGACUUGCUCCUGCCUGAACUUGAGCAAGGCAUGUUCGAUGCUGGUUGGCGCAUUAGGCGAAGAGUUCGAACAGCAAGAGACUGCCAGUCGUACCACGGCAGAGCUAAGCCGCAAGUCUGGCAAGAAGGUUCUGGGCAAAAAAUUUUCAAUUCUUCAUACCAAGUCGCAUUCUCCUGAUAUUUGUACUCGCGAAGAUGUUUGCCUUAUGCUGUGCAAUUGUCUCACGGCAUUUAGCGAGAGCACAUCCGAUGCACAACGUGAUGGCCAUGAAAACAAAAUACUUAACAUGGUCCGUGCCUCUCUAGUGGAUGACGACGCUAGUGUACGUUCGGCAGCUGCGAAGGCAUUCAAUGUGCUCCAAGAGCAUCUCGGUGUAAGAGCGAUUGACCAGACGAUCCCUACUUUGUUGGAGGCUUUACGCCAGCCUGGUGCAAGUUCAGACACUGCACUUCAAGCCUUGAGGGAGGUCCUGUCGGUCUGGGCGUCUACUGUGUUCCCUGUUCUCAUCCGGCCUUGA